Lachancea thermotolerans CBS 6340 is the source of this 225-nucleotide messenger RNA. RefSeq names its product DNA-directed RNA polymerase I subunit RPA14 (gene RPA14). The transcript has a single exon. NCBI's taxonomy places the organism in Eukaryota, Fungi, Ascomycota, Saccharomycetes, Saccharomycetales, Saccharomycetaceae. The record is from RefSeq and is a predicted model, not a curated record. The coding region runs from base 1 to 225 and encodes 74 amino acids.
AUGAGAAGCAGAAGAUCCCCACACAACCCGCUCGCGCACCCCGUGGUCAUGCACGCGGGCCCUCGCGAGCACGUGUCGCAGGAGCAGGCCAUGCAGUUCCUUGGCCGCUUCAUCCGCGAGCGCGAAGAGGAGGCCGACGCCGACGCCUCGGGCGCCCUCGCGCAGCUCCGCCGUGUCGAGCGCAACUUCAAGGGCCUUCCCCCCGCCGUUCUCGACACCGAGUAG